Molecule: messenger RNA, 422 nt
Organism: Schistocerca piceifrons (Central American locust)
Lineage: Eukaryota; Metazoa; Arthropoda; Insecta; Orthoptera; Acrididae
Gene: NdufA3
Exons: 3
Coding region: 91-345 (84 amino acids)
Source: RefSeq, a predicted model, not a curated record
UAUAGAUCUUCCUCAAAUUCUUGGGCUCUUUUCUCUCUCAAAUUAUUUCUUAAUGUUGACCAAACAAAUCCAAAGGUGAAGAUUCACUGAAUGAAUGCAGUGCUGGCAGGACAAGAAAAGAGGCCCGCAGAUAUUCGAGGAAUGGUGGUCGCAUUGUUUAAGAGGGGAUGGAAUGAGAUACCAGAAGUAAUAGGAUCUUCGUUUAUGGCAUUGAUUGGAUUUGGAUUAGCAGGUGUUGGCUUAUACAAUUACUAUUCUCAUGAUGGCAACAAUCGUAGGUACAAGGAGUUGUACACAGUAUACAGAUCCGAUGACCCAAGAGCAGCCAGAAUCCGGAAGGACUAGUUCAUAUACUGAGGCACUUCAGAUUCAGUGUAGAUAAAGUUUCUAAUGAUUAAAUCGGAUAUACAAAUUUUUUGUUA